This is a messenger RNA of Mercurialis annua (annual mercury), 1291 nucleotides long. Its product is annotated as floral homeotic protein AGAMOUS. Gene Ontology annotation, biological process: positive regulation of transcription by RNA polymerase II. The record is from RefSeq and is a predicted model, not a curated record. Lineage: Eukaryota; Viridiplantae; Streptophyta; Magnoliopsida; Malpighiales; Euphorbiaceae. The transcript has 8 exons. The coding region runs from base 281 to 1024 and encodes 247 amino acids. Gene Ontology annotation, cellular component: nucleus. Gene Ontology annotation, molecular function: DNA-binding transcription factor activity, RNA polymerase II-specific; RNA polymerase II cis-regulatory region sequence-specific DNA binding; protein dimerization activity.
CUUUGCUUCACUUUUUUUGGGAUAUUUUCAAAUCUUUCUCAUUUUUCUCAUUUUUAUACAAUUACACCCCUCUAAUUUAAUGCUCUCACUCUAUUUUGAUGUACCACUGCAAGAAAAUGAAAGUUUCUUGAUCACUGAAUAUCUAUAUUUGUUUCAAUUGAGUCCUCAAAAUGAUUGAAAGAAUGUGUUUGCUAAUUAAAUUUGUAAUCUUGAGCUAGCCCUAUGAUAUUUUGUCUGCAGAUUUUCUUGAAUUAGUGUGAAUUAUUGUGGUGGUUGGUUUAUGUUCAGAUCAGCUUCCAUGGCGUACCAAGGCGAUUCGAGGGAGGAUUCACCUCAGAGGAAAUUGGGGAGGGGAAAGAUCGAGAUCAAGCGGAUCGAAAACACGACGAAUCGUCAAGUUACUUUCUGCAAAAGAAGAAAUGGUUUGCUUAAAAAAGCUUAUGAAUUGUCUGUUCUUUGUGAUGCUGAAGUUGCUCUCAUCGUCUUCUCUAGCCGCGGCCGUCUCUACGAGUAUGCUAACAACAGUGUUAAAACAACAAUAGAUAGGUACAAAAAGGCAUCCUCGGACACAUCAAAUACUGGAACUGUUGCUGAAGUCAAUGCUCAGUUCUAUCAGCAAGAAGCAGCCAAGCUGCGUGUGCAAAUUGGCAAUUUGCAGAAUUCGAACAGGCAUAUGCUGGGUGAGUCGCUAGGAGCCUUGAGUGUUAAGGAACUUAAGAGCUUGGAGAUUCGAUUAGAGAAAGGUAUUAGCAGAAUUCGAUCCAAAAAGAACGAGCUGUUGUUUGCAGAGAUUGAAUAUAUGCAGAAAAGGGAAAUCGACUUGCACAACAACAACCAGCUUCUUAGAUCCAAGAUUGCUGAGAAUGAAAGGAAGCAGCAGAGCAUGAAUUUGAUGCCAGGAGGGGGUAGUUUUGACAUUAUGCAGCAACAACAAUAUGAUAAUAGAAACUAUUUUCAAGUGAAUGCAUUACAACCUACUAAUCACUACCCACAUCAAGAUCAGAUGCCCCUUCAGCUAGUUUAAAUGCUUUGAAGGCAUCAGAAUUCGUCGCGUUUUGCUUGAAUUUCUGUGGAAGAGUAUGAACAUCAGGUAUUUGAAAAGCUGCAAAGAAUCUUGAAAAUUUUCUAGCAGAGAAAUCAAAAAUGAAACCUGAGUAAUUAAUUAAUCCUUCCAUGCAUAAUUACUAAUGUGUAAUAUUCCAGCUUAAGACUUAAUUAAUUAUAAUAUAUGUACACAUAAUUAAUUAAUUAAGUACUAUAUAUUGUAAGAGAAGAAUUUAUUUUUGCUAAA